Molecule: messenger RNA, 2465 nt
Organism: Sphaeramia orbicularis (orbiculate cardinalfish)
Lineage: Eukaryota; Metazoa; Chordata; Actinopteri; Kurtiformes; Apogonidae
Gene: c1r
Product: complement component 1, r subcomponent
Exons: 13
Coding region: 1-2163 (720 amino acids)
Biological process (GO): complement activation; zymogen activation
Cellular component (GO): extracellular region; blood microparticle
Molecular function (GO): calcium ion binding; serine-type endopeptidase activity
Source: RefSeq, a predicted model, not a curated record
AUGUUCCUCCUGAGUGAGAAACAGCAGCAGCAACCGAUCGGUUUACAGAUCAGAGAUGAGGUGGACUUACUGUUUCUGUAUGUGUCAAUAUGUGAGAGUGGGCCGCUUCCUGACCCUGGGCCGGUAAUGUAUGGGGAGGUCCAGUCCCCUCAGUACCCCGGGCCUUACCCUCCCAACCUGCAGGAGCAGUGGGACCUCAGCGUACCAGAGGGCUUCCAGAUCCGGCUCACCUUCACACAUCUGGACAUUGAAGCUUCAGCAGGCUGCCAUUAUGACUCCCUCACAGUUCUCUACAAUGGAAAGGUCCUGGGGAAGUUUUGUGGGCAGGAGAAUUCUGCUGAUGGACAUCAUCCUGGCAAUCAGAACAUCUUGUCUCCAGGCAAUAGACUCACCCUCGUCCUCCAGACAGACGACGGCAACCCAGAGCGCCACCAAAACAUUGGCUUCUCUGCUCAGUACCAGGCCAUAGACAUAGAUGAGUGUUCAGCACCAGAACCUCGAAGUGGAUCAGGUCCACUCUGCUCUCAGAUCUGUCUCAACACCCUGGGUUCAUACCUCUGCUCUUGUUACCAUGGCUACGAGCUUCGCCAAGACCAACGCACCUGUGUUUUAUCUUGUGUUGGUGGUAUAUUUGAUGAGCCAGAGGGACAUCUAUCCAGUCCAGGAUAUCCAAACCCCCCACCUCAUGCCGUGGACUGUCAGUAUGUCAUCUCAGUAGAAUCCGGCUUCAUCAUUUCUCUCAACUUCACCGAAAACUUCCAAAUUGAGAGUCUGGACACUGAAGAGGGCCUGAGCUGUCCCUAUCACUGGUUGCAGGUGGCCAUCUCAGGUCGAGAGCCCAGGAAGCUGUGUGGUGAAAAGAGUCCAGGUUUAAUGGUUACAAACUCCAACAAGGUCACACUAGACUACCACAUCGACACUAAAGGACAGAGUAAUGGCUGGAGUCUGGACUACAGCACAGAGAGGGUGAAGUGUCCAUCUCCAGGUAGUGUCCCUCAAGGCAGAGUCACUCCUGUCUUAGCGGAAUAUUUCUACAGAGACUACGUCUUUGUGCGAUGUGACCAAGGAUACAAGCUCAUGAUGAAUGGUUAUGAGAUUGACAGUUUCUCCGCCAUGUGCCAAAGCAACGGACAGUGGCACCUCCCUCUGCCAGAAUGCCACAUAAUUGAUUGUGGAGAACCGGAGCCACUGCUGAAUGGAGGCCUGACCUUCCUGAGCGGUUUUCAGAACCAGUACCGUUCUGUUGUUCAGUAUCACUGCAAUGAACCAUUUUAUUCCACCCUCAGUGGUGACAAUGUUAGUUUAACCUGUGAUGCAGACAGAAAAUGGAGAGCCAUCAAUGAUGUUACGCUACUGCCAACAUGCAUACCAGUUUGUGGUCAGCCCACAAAUCUCCUGUCCUCCUAUCAGAGGAUCAUUGGAGGAAGUGAUGCUCCAGAAGGCGCCAUCCCCUGGCAAACGCUACUGACUGUGGAUGGCAACAGAGGAGGAGGCAUGGUGAUUGCAGACCGCUGGGUUAUGACAGCAGCUCAUGUCCUUGUGAAUAAUGGAGUGGAAGCAACAACCCAGACGCUACGAGUAGCAACAGGAAUCAUUGAGGUCGACUCCUCGAGGCUCUCUACAACAAGAGUUGCCUCAAUUCAUAUUCACCCUGGAUACAACAAGCUGGACAAGUUACAGUAUGACAAUGACAUUGCCCUGAUCAAACUGCAAGACCGCCUCACAUUCAAUUCAUCUGUAAUGCCAAUAUGUUUACCUCCAGAUGGUGCAACGUAUACCCCAAGUAUAGCGGGGCUGUCAUCAGGGUUUGGUAUCACCACAGACCGAGAGGGCAAACAGCUAAUAACAAACAGACUUCAGUAUGUGCGCCUCCCUGUGGUGACACAACAGAAUUGCAGGAAUUCAAUCAAUGCGCUAAAGAGAACAAAUAACCAAGUACCCAGUCUGACAGACAACAUGUUUUGUGCUGGAGUCCCUGAAGGUGGGAAGGACUCCUGCCAAGGUGACAGCGGAAGCGCCUUUGCCCUGAGGGAUGAUGGGAAGUUUUGGGCUGCUGGGAUUGUAAGCUGGGGUGUUGACUGUGGAGUGCCAGGGAGAUAUGGAGUGUACACAAAGGUCAUUAACUAUGUGGACUGGAUCCGCAACACCAUGCAGGAGAACUGAACCAAAUCUGCUAAAUUAGACUAAAACAGGAGAAAAGUACUCCAAAAUCUACAAUCUAUUCUAAAAAGUGUGUAACAACACCACCUGCCUGUUCAAUGAAUGUCAUAAUGCCUGUUGUAUAAAUGAAUAAAAGCCUAUGACAGCACAGCAUAUUGAGUUUAAAUAUAUAUUUCACCUACAUAAUAAUCGUAACUAAGGACAUCAUUGUAAUGGAAGGUUCCCAGUUAGUCCCUUCAUCACUCAAGGCCUUCAUUCCCAGAAAGAGAUUUACACAGGUGCCUUAAAUAUGUCCAGGAUUUAGU